AAGACACUUGGACAUACUCAGGAAGCAAGACACGUACUGAAAACGCGGAAGAGAAAGACGAGAUUUUAUCAUCGUUAUAUAAUUAUUUUACUGAUAAAAGUGUGUAGAAAACGCGCAUCUAUCAAAUCCCAGGAUUUACAAUACUCUGAGAUUGUCUGAGACAGUAACUGGAGUCCCAGUGCGUCGUUGGGUCUGUGUUCUGGAUUUAAACAUCAAGUAGAGGUCUGUCCACUUCAGACUCAACCCUGAAGGAGUUUGAGGACAGCAAAGAGGACCAAGACCCUCUCAUGAAUCCUGAAGGUCCAGCGAAGCAGCAGCUUGUCUGCGCUGAGGCUCAGGCUGGACCGUCCAGCUGGGAGGAGUUCACACCUGAUGUGUCAGAGUCUAGAUCCGCUUCAUACAGGUUCAGGUGUCCUCAUUCAGGUUCAUUCCAUUGUACUCUGACUGGACUGGUGUUUGUUGUGGAUCAGAAGGCGGAGCUGCAAUACAACAUUAACCAAUGGAAUGAAGACCUGGUGGGGUCAGCUGGUAGGUCGCCUGCAGGUCCGCUGUUCCGCAUCGAGUGUCCUGAGAAUGCAAUUUGCAAACUCCACCUCCCACACUGUGAGACAAAGCACGGUCAGCGCCCUGGAAACCUGUCCGUUGCCCAAAUUGCCGACGAUGGAAUGAGCUUCAUUGGUCCGUUGGAGAUCACAGACACUCAUGUGGUCAUCAACGUCCUACACUUGUCUGCCUUUGGCCUCGUCUCCCCAUUUCAACAAUGGUUUACCAGCAAAUCAGCGAGAGGCCAAGUUCUGCUGUUCAUCGCACCACCAAACCUAAAAACAAAACAGCAAAAACUAAACGUGUUACUGCUGCCGUGCAACAUUCCUGUGGACGAGGUCCAGAGAAAACAGUGGAAUGCUAAACGGUACAUCAAAGCCCCUACUGAUUGUGAACUCAUCCAAAGCCAAAGUUACAGAGUGGCCUGUCCUAAUGCCUGCAUAAUACAGCCUGAGAAAGCAACUUUUACGCUGAGCUUCGGACCAAAUUAUCACCCAACGUUUGAGAUCCGCCUUCCAAUGAGCAUGCAGCGGGUGACUUUAACACUCAAAGACCAAAAAAACAAAGAGAUCUGGAAGAAUGAAGUGCAUCUGACUGAUCCUGCUGUGAGUGAAGACAGUCAACCAAGGUCUCAGCAGAAUGUCUCUUUAGAGGACGAGUCGUUUUCAGAUUUGGACUGAGUUCAGCAUCCGUGUGUCGGAGCCAGUUCUGAAUGAGCUGCUGGAAGAACUUUUACAACAGAGGUUUAUAAAGGCCGCCAAAAGUGAAGAGGCUAAAACAAAAGGCCGAACUGACGGGGCUAGAUAUGUGAUCAACCUGGUCCGACACAAAGGACCAGGAGCCUGUUCAUGUCUGAUAGAAAACUUCUGUGAGCUGGACCCUCACCUUUCAAAACUUGAACCUGAGCCAGCCUUGACCCCCUUUGUUCAGGACAUCACAGCAUUUUCCUCUGUCGUCCUGCUUUGUCCAUAUGUCCCACAGUUAGAAUAGAGACUUGUGUUUAUAUGAUCGUACACUGCUGUGUUGCAUCACAUGUACAGUGUGUACUUGGCUGUAGUGUUAUACUGAAACCUUUGCUCAAGAACAUUCAGUAAUGUAUGUGUAGGUUCUAUAUUGCCUAGGUCAUCAUUCUUCUCAGUUGUUCUUCUCAGUUCAACUGGACUGGUUUAGCUCUUUUGAAAACAUUUUGUCUCUCACCCAAGAGACUUCAGACUUCUUCUUCAAGAGACUGAAGAAGUCUCGAGGAGGAGAGACGAAAUAUUUUCAAAAGAGCUAAACCAGUCCAGUUGAACCAAGAAGAACUACCAAGAAAAAUAUUCAGUAAUGUUGCACCAGAACUGACUUCUGAGGAUAUACCUAUAAGGUACCAAACCCCAGACAACAAUACAAAUAAAUGAAAGAAAUGUUACA
Molecule: messenger RNA, 1953 nt
Organism: Sphaeramia orbicularis (orbiculate cardinalfish)
Lineage: Eukaryota; Metazoa; Chordata; Actinopteri; Kurtiformes; Apogonidae
Product: NACHT, LRR and PYD domains-containing protein 1b allele 5-like
Exons: 9
Coding region: 288-1223 (311 amino acids)
Source: RefSeq, a predicted model, not a curated record